This is a messenger RNA of Haemorhous mexicanus (house finch), 5815 nucleotides long. RefSeq names its product DNA cross-link repair 1B (gene DCLRE1B). The record is from RefSeq and is a predicted model, not a curated record. The transcript has 4 exons. Gene Ontology annotation, biological process: double-strand break repair via nonhomologous end joining; protection from non-homologous end joining at telomere; interstrand cross-link repair. Gene Ontology annotation, molecular function: damaged DNA binding; 5'-3' DNA exonuclease activity. Lineage: Eukaryota; Metazoa; Chordata; Aves; Passeriformes; Fringillidae. Bases 99 to 1454 code for a protein of 451 amino acids.
GGCGCGCGGCCCGGCCCCGCCCCGCGCCGCCUGCGCGUGCGCGGCGCUUCCCGCCAAAACCGGCGAGAGGGGAGCGGGGCCCAGGGUCCACGCCCAGCAUGAGCGGGACGGUGCUGGCCGGGACCCCCAUCGCCGUGGACUUCUGGAGCCUGCGGAAGGCGGCCGGCGCUCGCUUCUUCUUCCUGUCCCAUAUGCACUCGGACCACACGGUGGGGCUGUCCAGUACCUGGAGCCGCCCGCUGUACUGCUCCCCGCUCACCGCCCGCCUCCUGCAUCACCGCCUGCAGGUGCCGAAGUGCUGGAUCCGGCCGCUGGAGGUGGGGCAGAGUCAUGUCGUGGGUGAGGUGACGGUGACGCUGAUCGACUCCAAUCACUGCCCUGGCUCCGUUAUGUUCCUCUUUGAGGGCACUUUUGGCACCAUCCUCUACACAGGAGAUUUCCGCUACACGAGUGCCAUGCAGGGCGAGCCGGCGCUGAGGGGCCGCCACAUCGACCGCCUGUACCUGGACAACACCCACUGCCACCCCCAGCGGGCCCUGCCCUCGCGGGCGCUGGCCACCCGCCAGGCCGCCCACCUCAUCCGUGCCCACCCGCAGCACCACGUGGUCAUCGGUGUGUACACCCUGGGCAAGGAGACGCUGCUGGUGGAGCUGGCGCUGGAGUUCAGCACGUGGGUGGUGGUGAGCCCCUGGCGCCUGGAGCAGAUGCGGCUGCUGGAGCUGCCGGAUGUGUUCACCGCCGAGGAGGGCACGGGCUGGAUCCGCGCCGUGGAUGUCGCCGAGAUCUGCUGGGACGCGCUGGUCACCUGGAACGCGCAGCACCCCACCAUUGCCAUCAUCCCCACGGGCAGGCCCGUGAAGGUCACCCACCCCAACAUCCACCUCAUCCCCUACUCAGAUCACUCGUCCUUCGAGGAGCUGCGUGAGUUUGUGAAGUGGCUGAAACCCUGCUCCAUCAUUCCCAUUGUGAAGGACAACAUGUGCCAGGUUUACUUUCAGGAAUACCUGAGCUCUGCUCCCCAGGUACUUCCUGACUUCACAGUCUCAAAACCUGUGCAAGAGUCUGGACAGCAGCAAAGCCGAAGGAAGGGGCAGAAACCCACAAGUCUCUGGAAAAGAGCCCUGGGGAGUUCUGUGCCCCGAGGGGUCAUUUAUGACUCUCCAGAGAAAAAUACUGAGAAACCUGAAGCGUUUACAGAUGGUAAGGUUCCUCAGCAGUACUGUGAGCCAGCUCUCUGCUCAAAAGAACACCACACUUCUCACAGGGGUGAGAAGGAAGAGCUGAAUGGGGAACAGCUGGGAACAGCAGGAGCUGCACCUGUUUCCAGUGAGCACCUCGCAACUGGACUUGCAGAGCAGUAUUUACUCACUCCCUUACACGUCCUGAAGCAGUUUUCCUCACAGAAGUUUGAUCAGCUGGCAGAAGACUUUCUACGGAAGAAAGACAUGCCCUGAAAAAUUGUGUGAUGUUGCUGGUGCUAGUGCCACAGGUAGCAGUGUUUCAUUCUGCUCCAUGCUCAGGUUUUCCAUUAGGAGAGAGGAGCUCAGCUCUAGGGCUCUACUUUCUUUACCUCUAUGUAGAGGACAAAGAGGAAACUAGAGCCAGUUUGUAGAUGGAACUUCUUAAAAACUUUUUUUUUCCCCCUCUAUAUCUGCUCUGUCCCCACACUCCGCUGGGCACUGUGGUCCCACUGUCUGUGUGCCUUGUGUCCACCUUCUGCAGUGACUUGCCUGUCCCCUGUUAGAAAAGUCACUGAGAGGUUGAUUCAAGCAGACCUGCAGAGGGUGUGAGCUGUCUGCAGCUGAGUAAUUAAUGGCUGGAAUGUGAUUAAAGGAGCAAGGGGGGGAAUCUGAGAGCCUCAAAGAUUCUCCUUUCUGUAAGUCUCUGAUACCUCACUGAUUUUGAGCAGUUCAUUCAAAAGAGUAUUACAGAUGUUCUUUAUUAAGGUGCUUUUUAAAAAUGCUGCUAAAAGAAAUCUAGAAAAGGAAGUGCCUUGAAAUCCAAUCAUCUAUUUUCUAUCUGUUAAUCUACUAAUACUUCCAGCUUUUGCAUCCAGCCAGCCAUCUGCAGCUGGAUGUUGUCCUGCUCUCCUGAAAGUGCCAUCUCAAUGCUAAUUGGUAGUGCUUUUUCAGGUUUGUGGCUAGGAAAAGUAGGAAUUGUCUGGGUUCUUGAGUUGUAGGCUUUGCACAGUGGGUCACUAAAUUCUCUGUGGUCUCUUGCACCUCUGAAUUCUGUUUGAUUGCAAAGCACUCCUGGUAACUGCCAGUGUUCUGCCUUCCCAUUCUGCCUGCUCUUGUCCUGCAGUGGCAAAUGGAAUGGGAGAUAAUGAAACAUCUGCCUGGUGGUGUGAAGUGAUUAGUCUGAGCAGCAUUGUGUGCAAAGAUUGUGACUGAACAGCAGAACUAGCUCUGUUAGUUGGAGGCUGGGCACUUUCCCACUCUGGAUCAGCUGCAGAGCCCUGGCCUGGCACAGCUGGGAAGUGUCUGUAGUGUGACAAACCUUUGGGUUCCCACUGCAGCUGACUGGCAGUGCUGUUGGGCACAAUGUUUCAGAUUGGCCCCUCAUAGGGUGAGGGCAGCUGGAGUGAAAAUGGUCACUGGACACUGUGCUGGAACAGCAAACCAGUUUGUUCCUCAGCUCUCUUGAUCCUCCUUUCGGUACUGUCGAGGCAAAAUGCUUCAGAAUUUCCUGAACAUAGUGUCCUACAGGGCCUUUCUAAGUGGCAGUUAGAUGGGCUGAAUUCCCUGAAUUGAGACAGAAAAGGAAGUUUGCUCUUGGAGGAGAGCCAGGCCUUGUGAAAAGCAGAGGAGCCCCUGGAUGCAGCAGUCACAAACAGGGCUGUCCAGAACAGUCAGUGUUGACAGCCAGAGUGGGGAUGUUUGGAAAGCUGUUUGUUUGGCAAACGUGACUCCUGACUGCCAACCCUGUGCUUUCCCAGGCAGGGCAAUGUUUAUCCCUGUUACAUAAGGAGUGCCUGUCCCUGGAACUGCCUGCAGCUGCCAUGGGGACAUUGGAAGUGACAGAACAGUGUCCUGUAAACUGCACACAGGACAGCAAGGGCAGCUUGAGCCUCCUGCUGUGGGCCCUGUGUCCUGCUGCUUGGAGCUUUCUGUGUGGAUUAUUUCCUAAUCAAACUCAACUGCAGAGCUCUGUCAGGUGGGUGUGAGUGGAGACACCUGCACGUUUUGUAACAUGGAAAUGACAGUGCUGUGCUUGUAGUGUGCUGGCUGCUGCUGCUGCCUGGGAGAUGCAGGCUGUUAUUUAAAUAUUAUUGAAAUUCAAGUGACUCAUUUGACAGGCAGGAGAGUGAAGCACUGCCAGAACUCCCAAAUUCCAGGUCCUGCUUUGAGCAGCUUCUGCACUGCUGGGGAGGAAUGCUCACCUUCUGAGUCACUGCUCCACUUGGGCAUGUUGCAAAUGACCUGGGAGAUCUGAUGUUUUGUGGCAUCCAGCCUUUCCUCUUUUAUUCUUAUCAUCUAUUUAUUAAAGUCAAUGAGGUGGAGAACGUCCUGGUCAGCCUCUGGGCAAAAAGGAGUUGUAAAUGGUAAUUCUUUACAGGGGUAAAUCUGAGCUUUAAUCAUGCACAAACAAGUGAACAUUGCAGACCUCAGAGUCUGGGGAUCUGCAUCCCAUUUCUUUGUCCUCAGUUAAAGCAGCAGAAUAAAAUGCUGGCUUCAGUUUCUAAAACUGAAAAGGUGAGGAGGGAAUUAUCCAUCAUGAUGAACCAAGGAAACCUAAAAUCUCUGUGGCUUUAAAAAGCAAUAGAAGCAGGAGAGACUUGACCAACAGCUUGUUGGAGAUCUUUGCCUCAGCACAGCAGGUGCACAAGACAUUUUUGUGCCAAACAUUUCUUCCCUGUUAGGUGUUUAAAUACUACUUUUGGUUGCUGUCCUAAAACGCUGGAAGAUAAAAUGUGGCCUUGUGGGGAAAAUUGGAAUUGCUGACUGUUGGGGCUUCUGGGCAUCCUUCAGCUUCCCCUGAAGAUGGGUUUAGUGAUGGACCUGGCAAUGCUGGGUUAAUGGUUGGAAUCUGAGAUCUUAAAUGAAUUUUCUAACCUAAAAGAUUUCAUGAAGUCUCCUGGCAGUAAAUAUUUGGCCUUGUUGUCCCUCACACUUGUCUCCACAGUUUCCCUGUUUUCCUGGCUCCCAGGGGAGCAGCUGGAGUGUCAUGGAGAGCAGGCUCUGAGCCUGCUGCUCCCAGCUCACCUGCACUGCUGCCCACAGGUGUGUUUUGUUGAAAGCAGUGACAAGGAGAAGCUGCAGCCCAGCAGCUGAGUGGGUCUGAGGGCUGCAUGCUUGGAACCUUCAGUUAUCCUGGCAGGAACAGAACGUGCUCUGAGCAAAGUCCUCCCAAAUUUAUACACAGAGAGCAUGCUCCAGCUGCUUAUCUCUGCUCCACAGUUGGGAACCAAGCCCCAAUGGGGGAAAACAGCUCAGCCAAGGCCUUGCAGAGGAACAAGGAACGAGCUGAGUUCCCUUUGGCAAGUUUUCAGUGCUGUUUUCCAAGCUGUGAUCAAAUGCUGGCAUGGUGUGAGGGCAGGUUCUGGAGCAGAGCUGCCUGGGGAGGGUCAAUCACUGCACUGUGAAUAGCUCAGUUGGCUCUAACUUCUCAAAACAGUAGGAAAGCAGAAGGAGUGCCCUGUUGAUGCUGUGGAGAGGGGAAAAUUGCUCUCUAGGUUGUUGUUGAGAGGCUGAGGUGAAACUUGCUUUGCUCCUGUGCUCCACAGAGACAAGUGUGUAAUGUCACCUGGCAGGGAACACCCCAGAGCGCUGCUGGGUUGGGUCUCUGACUCUGCUUCCCCAAUUACAAGGCCAAAGCACUUCCAACAACUUCUCCCUUCCUUGCUGCUCUCUGUUCCUGCAGCACAGGGGCUUCUUUCCUAGAUUAAAAAAAUUGCAAUGGUGAAAGCUUCCCUUCCCCAGAAAAUGAAUGAGUUUACAUAAUUACCUUUAUGGUGUGUUGUCACUGUGGACUUCCUCCAAAACCUAAAAUCUUUGUGCUUUUUUUAUGGAGUCCUCUGAAAAGGUACUAGAACAUGUUGAAAAGGUUGAAUCACUUUAUAAUCGUGUGAGGUGAGCUCCUGUGGAUGUUGUGUGUGUGUUUGUGAUUCCUUCUGCUGAAUUUGGGAUGUUUUGCCACAGCCACUGCAGUGCUGAAGUUUUUCUGGCUGUGGCUUUGCCCUUGGCCAAACCCCAGCCUGAGGCACAGGCAGCCACGGGUUGUGCAAUAAAACCUUUGGGACAGACCUUGACCAGGAGCCUCUUGGCUCUGGCUCGGGGAGGCUGGGACUUCCUGAGCAGAUCUGGGGAAGGUGAGGAUCGUGUUCCAUGUGAGCCUGCAGAGAAUCGUGCCCAGAGGACUGAGUCCUCCCUGCAGGACUGCCACCUCCCUGGCUCAGGGUACAGAGCUCCUGGACAGUGUUUGGCUGGAGGGGUUCACACUUGUGCUGCUGUUCAUGUAAACAGGAAGCUGUGAGAGUUUCUGAGGUCUUCAUAGAAUCACGGAAUGGGUUAGGUUGGAAGGAACCUUAAAGGUCAUCAAGUUCCAAACCCUGCUGUGGGCAGGGUUAACUUCCACUACACCAAGUUUCUCCAAGCUCUGCCCAGCCUGGCCUCGGACACUUCCAGGAAUGGGGCAGCCGUGGCCUCUCUGUGAAUCUGUGCCAAGGCCUUACCACCCUCUGAAUAAAGAUUUUUUUUCCCCAAUAUCUAAUAUAAACCUACUCUCAGUCUGAAUUUUGGUAAGACUAUUUGUAAUUUUUAUUUUUAAAUGUCAACUUUUGCAAGAAAGCAAAUAAACGUUUGUGUUACACUGA